Molecule: messenger RNA, 2318 nt
Organism: Trichechus manatus latirostris (Florida manatee)
Lineage: Eukaryota; Metazoa; Chordata; Mammalia; Sirenia; Trichechidae
Gene: POC5
Product: POC5 centriolar protein
Exons: 12
Coding region: 220-1965 (581 amino acids)
Cellular component (GO): centrosome
Source: RefSeq, a predicted model, not a curated record
CGGUCCAAAGCCCCGCCCCCGACACUGGAACCAAUCAAACAACAGAUUGCUGAAGCUCGGGACCAAUGCACAGGGCUGUCCUUAAUUCUUCUUUGCAGUUUGAAACUGUCAGGUUGCUCCUAAGGUAGCAGCUAUACUCGCUGUUUUAGCGGCGACUCGGUGGUGAGACGUGGAGUGGAGGUCGGGUUUUGUCGAGAGCCGGUGACGUAUUUGUGCAGAAUGUCAUCCGAUGAGGAGAAAGUCUCACCUCCAGUUUUGCCACAUGACUCCGAUCGAGGCAGUUCUGUCUCAUCAGAUCUUCAGGAAGAGUAUGAAGAACUGCUUCGUUAUGCUGUAGUGACUCCAAAUAUUGAAUCAAGUACCUCACAGUUAUCUCAUCCUAAGGGAGACGUGGUGCAAGAUGUUAAAAUUCCUACUAUAAUUGGUGAUAUUCUUCAUAAUCAAGCAGGAAGUAACCUCGUAGUAAGAGAAACUGGGAUGGAAGUUGGAAAAGGAUGUGAUUUAAAUACUUCAGGUCAUUCAAAGACAGAUGGGUCAUCACCAGUGUCAUCACCAAGGAAGCCCACUCACCCAGUCAUGGAUUUUUUCAGUUCACAUCUUUUAGAUGACUCUUCCUCACCAUCUAAUUCUAGUCAUGCAGCAGAUGUCCCUGAAGUAGUUGUGAAUGAUUUUCUUAUUUCUGAUGAAAACCUUCACAAGAUGGAAAAUGUACUUGAUCUUUGGAGUUCAAGUCUUAAGACAAACGUCAUAUCUGAACUAAGUAAAUGGAGACUUAAUUUUAUUGACUGGCAUCGAAUGGAAAUGAGAAAGGAGAAAGAAAGACAUGCAGCACAUUUAAAACAACUGUACAAUCAGAUCAACGAUUUGAAGGAGCUGCAAAAAGCUUAUGAAGUCUCCAUUGGGAGAAAAGAUGAGGUGAUUUCUAGCUUGUCUCAUGCCAUAGGCAAGCAAAAGGAAAGGAUAGAGUUGAUGAGAACAUUCUUCCACUGGCGAAUUGGCCAUGUCAAAUCCAGACAGGACGUUUAUGAAGGUAAACUAGCUGACCAGUACUUCCAGAGAACUUUAUUGAAGAAAGUCUGGAAAGCAUGGCAUUCCACGAUACAAAAGCAGUGGAAAGAUAUGGUGGAACGAGCUUGUCAAGCAAGAGCUGAAGAAGUUUGUGUCCAGAUUUCCAAUGAUUAUGAAAACAAAGUUGCUGCGUUAACUGGAGCUUUGGAGAAUGCAAAAGCUGAGAUACAGAGGAUGCAGCAUGAAAAAGAGCACUUUGAAGAUUCCAUGAAAAAAGCUUUCAUGAGGGGUGUGUGUGCAUUAAAUCUCGAAGCCAUGACUAUAUUUCAAAACAGAAAUGAUACAGGGACAGACAUCACAAGUAAUAAAAAGGAAGAAUAUGCUCCUGGUGUUCAAGUAAAAGAACCUUCUGCUCAUUUGGAUUCUUCAGCUCCUCUGAUGCCCUCAGUGGUUCUGCCACCACCACGGCCACCAACACCAGCAGCAACAGUGACAGUAGGAACGGCCAGCACUGCUGCCGUCCCCUCUGCUGCUUCCAUUACUUCUGCUGGGGCUGCUUCUGCUGCUUCUGUUCACGUUCCUGUUUCUGUUCCUCUUGUUGCAGGGUCUGCAGCUACAGCUGCACCAGAAGAAAUGUAUGUGCCAAGAGUUGUGACAUCUGCACAACAGAAAGCUGGAAGAACAAUUACAGCCCGGAUCACAGGGAGAUGUGAUUUUGCUUCAAAAAAUAGAAUUAGUAGCGGUUUAGCUAUAAUGGGAGUUUCUCCUCCCAUGAGCUCAGUUGUUGUGGAAAAGCAUCAUCCAGUCACAGUGCAAACCAUUCCUCAAGCUACUGCAGCAAAAUAUCCCCGGGCUAUUCAUCCUGAAGGUAGUGCUUCAGCUUCCAGAUCUCUCGGAACCAGAUCAGCUCACACCCAGUCUCUCACAAGCAUUCAUUCCAUAAAAGUGGUUGACUAAAGUGAGUAUGUAUAUAUUGAGGUCUUUUAGUUCCUCUGGCUUUACCAAGGAAUAGAAGUCUUUAGUUUAAAAUUUUUCCCUAUUCUUAGAACACUAUGGAUCCAUCAUGUUCAUCUUUUCAAAAUUACAAGAGACUUUUUCAAACUGUACCAUCCUUUGUAACUAUAUGUAGAAAUUAUUUUAAUGUUAUUUUUUUAAUUUAAGCAAUUAAGUAAAACUUUUUAAAUUAAAAGAGAAACUGGACUUAGUGUUUUUUAAUGUGUUCAGCUUGUCACUGAUUACUGAUUGUCUUAGGUUGGGUUCUCUAGAGAAGCAAAACCAGCAAAGCAUAGAGAGAGAGAGAGAGGGAGAUU